Molecule: messenger RNA, 2275 nt
Organism: Aquila chrysaetos chrysaetos
Lineage: Eukaryota; Metazoa; Chordata; Aves; Accipitriformes; Accipitridae
Gene: DCAKD
Product: dephospho-CoA kinase domain containing
Exons: 6
Coding region: 791-1480 (229 amino acids)
Biological process (GO): coenzyme A biosynthetic process
Molecular function (GO): ATP binding; dephospho-CoA kinase activity
Source: RefSeq, a predicted model, not a curated record
UCCUUUUAAUUGCAGCCUCCUCAAGCCAAACACCAGGUCUGUCAACAGACUGUGCCAGGCCCCAGUCAGAGCCGAGGAUGGGAGCUGGAGGAGGGCUGGCUGUAGCAUGGUGCUGGAGGACGCCUUUCGGCUCGGUCCUCAGCCCUGUGGCGUGCUGGAUGGAUGGCUUGAGGCGAGCGACUUGUGCUGUGCUCAAAAACCAGAGGAGUCAAGACACAGGGAAAAUUCGGGCACCUCAGUCUUUAAAAGCUGCUUCCUCAGGGCUCUGGGUUACAUCUGCCGGGGCACCAUUCCUCACAGCAGGAAUAACUUGCCGAGUUUUCCAGUCUGACUAACCUCUGUGGCUCGCGUUUCGGCUUUCCCCACAUUUGAUUUAGUUGGCGCAGGCCACAUACACUAAAAUAUGGUGUAUUUUGGGGAAAACUGGUUCUGGCUCCUUCCUGUAACAUCUGCAGGAAUGGGCUGGACUCUCUACCCUUGUGUACAGUUCAAACCCAAGCUCGUUAAAUAUUUAUACCUUGUACCGUGGAUCUUAUAUCUGUACAGGCCCUGUGACAGCACAAGUGUUUUCAAGCCCUGUUUAGCUGUGGUUUCUAGACUAACCCUUCCAAGUGCUUUUACCCCUGCAGUAAUUCUCACAGCAAGCCGCCUGCCUGCAGAGCAAAAAGAAAGCAGUGCUGUGUUUUCGCCCAUCUUCAGCUGUCCUGCAGGCCCGUGUUCCUAGCUGCUGCCCUUGGGUGCAAAGCGGCGUGGUCCCUGUUCGUCGGGUACAGUACGGCAGUAGAGCACAAUGUUCCUGGUCGGACUCUCGGGUGGAAUCGCAUCGGGAAAGAGCACGGUGGUGGCCGUACUCCGGGAACUGGGCUGUGCCGUGAUUGAUGCCGAUGUUAUUGCCAGGGAGGUGGUGCAGCCCCACUUCAAGGCCUAUCGGCAGAUAGUGCAUUACUUUGGCACUGAGAUCCUCUUGGAGAAUGGAGAGAUAAAUCGUGAGGCUCUAGGAAACAUUAUCUUCUCCCACCCGGAGAAACGGCAGCUGCUGAACUCCAUCACACACCCAGAGAUCCAGAAGGAGAUGCUGAAGCAGAUCUGGAAGUACUUUGUGCUAGGCUACCGCUAUGUGAUCCUCGACAUCCCUCUGCUCUUUGAGACCAACAGAUUGACCAAGUUUAUGAAAUACACUGUCUUGGUUUAUUGCGACCCGCCGACGCAGUUGUCUCGGCUGAUGAAGAGGAACAGGCUGUCCCAGGCCGAGGCAGAAGCUCGCAUCGCCUCCCAGCUGCCGCUGGACGAGAAGCGCAAAUUAGCGAGUCAUGUCAUUGACAACUCCGGGGACCGGGAGAGCACACGCAGGCAGGUCCUGAAGCUGCACGCGCGCCUGGAGGAUUCCCUGGAUUUCCUCUGGGCACGGCUGGUGGUGGGCACAGUUGUAGCUGGGCUUGGAGGGCUGGUGUACCUCCUCCUCCGGCGUUUCAUCUCUUAAUUCACCUUUUCUUUUUGUCAUGGAAGAGGCCUGAAUUUCCAGGUUUGAAAAGGGCAGUGAAAGGCCACCUCUUUUAAUGAGCUUUGCCAGCUGAAUGCAGACAGUGGGGUGAGGCAUCUCCUUGCAGACUUCCCAAGGUGAGCGUAGGGGUUUUUUUCUGGCACUGUCUCCCCUCUCCUUUCUUCCUGCUCAAGUUCUUACCCACCAGCUAUGCCUGUGGGAUGGGACCACUCCCCUUGCGAGGCUGUGGCCUGUGGAGGGGAUGAAGCCCUCGUUGUCCCCCCGUGGGUCUGUACGGUGGGACUUCGGUGAAUUUAGGCACUUUAAUGUCUUCCAGGACAAUCUUUUCACUGGGGGAGUAGGUGGCCUCUCAGGUCCUGUUUCUGCUAGCAGGUGUCCCCAGGUUGAUCACCUCCUAGCUCACAGCUCCGGCUAAUCUGAAUUUAGCCAUGGGAUUUUCCCUUCUUUCAUGUUGAUUUAAUGGAAACAUGUUAAAUCUGCCUGAGCGGGGGGACAGACAGCACCUCAUUUCACAUGGGUUAGGUGUUCAGCUGGCUGCUUGCCCUCCUUCCUGCCCUCUAUUUCUGCAAUCAUCACUUGUGGGUCACCCUUGGCUUUGGAUCUGAGGGUCUGAUACGUCCCCCAAGCAGGCUGAGACCUACAACCUGCCUCACUGAAACUCAUUUACUGCUGUUUGAGUUUUCCUUCGGCGGCAGUUUCCCCGUGGGAGAGCACGAGUUGGGGCGAAGCGGGUGUUGCCUCUUCAUGUUUGUUUUAAUAAAGUGCUAAACAGCA